Molecule: messenger RNA, 3371 nt
Organism: Oncorhynchus tshawytscha (Chinook salmon)
Lineage: Eukaryota; Metazoa; Chordata; Actinopteri; Salmoniformes; Salmonidae
Product: pre-mRNA-splicing factor RBM22
Exons: 11
Coding region: 30-1346 (438 amino acids)
Cellular component (GO): U2-type catalytic step 1 spliceosome; U2-type catalytic step 2 spliceosome; Prp19 complex
Molecular function (GO): metal ion binding; U6 snRNA binding; pre-mRNA binding
Source: RefSeq, a predicted model, not a curated record
UGUGCGUGUUUUUGGUCUGAUCACGUGAGAUGCUUUUUUGCUCCAUUGCAUGCUGGGAAGCAAACUUUUUGAAAAUGGCGACAUCUUUAGGAGCUAAUAUUUACAACAGACAAAAUUGGGAAGACGCGGAUUUUCCUAUUCUCUGCCAGACAUGUCUUGGAGAGAAUCCUUAUAUUCGAAUGACCAAGGAGAAAUAUGGCAAGGAGUGCAAGAUAUGUGCCAGGCCCUUCACAGUGUUCCGAUGGUGUCCUGGGACCCGCAUGCGAUUCAAAAAGACAGAGGUGUGCCAGACGUGCAGUAAGAUGAAGAAUGUCUGUCAGACGUGCCUGCUGGAUCUAGAGUAUGGCUUGCCAAUACAGGUCCGAGACACUGGGCUGUCAAUCAAGGACGACGUGCCAAAAUCCGAUGUGAACAAGGAAUACUACACUCAGAACAUGGAAAGAGAGAUAGGGAACUCUGAUGGUACACGGCCAGUGGGUCUCCUGGGUAAGGCCCCCAGCUCUAGUGACAUGCUGCUGAAGCUAGCCCGCACCACGCCUUACUACAAGAGGAACAGACCACACAUCUGCUCCUUCUGGGUGAAGGGAGAAUGUAAGAGAGGAGAAGAGUGUCCCUACAGGCAUGAGAAGCCAACUGAUCCUGACGAUCCCCUGGCAGACCAGAACAUUAAGGACCGUUACUAUGGUAUCAAUGACCCUGUGGCUGACAAGCUGCUGAAGAGGGCCUCCACCAUGCCUAGACUGGAUACGCCAGAGGACAAGUCCAUCACUACGCUGUAUGUGGGGGGGCUCGGAGACUCCAUCACUGACUCAGAGCUCAGGAACCAUUUCUACCAGUUUGGGGAGAUCCGGACCACCACCAUCGUUCAGAGGCAGCAGUGUGCCUUCAUCCAGUUUGCCACCCGUCAGGCUGCAGAGUUGGCUGCUGAGAAAUCCUUCAACAAGCUCAUUAUCAAAGGUCGCAGACUCAACGUCAAGUGGGGCAGGUCCCAGGGAGCGCGGGGGAAGGAGGGAAGGGAGAGGGAAGGGGUGACUGAGAUGGGGAUGAAGCUGGAGCCGGUACCUGGACUGCCUGGAGCGCUACCUCCGCCACCUGUGGAUGAAGACGCCCCUACCAACUAUUUCAACCUGGGCCCUAACUCAGCCCCUCCUGUCAUGAACAUCAGUCUACCCCCACCCCCCGGCGUGGCUAUGCCCCCUCCAGGCUUUGGCCCACCUAUGUUCCACUCGAUGGACCCCAUGGCGAUACCCCAUCCCAUUGGGAUGAGGCCUCCUGGCCAUGUCCACUACCCCUCCCAGGAUCCACAGCGCAUGGGUGCUCACGCCAGUCGUCACGGAGGCUCCUAGGCCCUACUGGUUAUAGUGAUUGCUGUUUUUAAUGACAUUUUGAUUUAGUCUUCUACCAAUUCCUUACCAAAUGACCAAUUCCACCCUAUAAACAAACCAGGCACAGUGACUGUAGACAUGUUUCACCAAUGUGAGAUCCGUAUUCAAAUCAAAUCAAAUCAAAUUUUAUUUGUCACAUACACAUGGUUAGCAGAUGUUAAUGCGAGUGUAGCGAAAUGCUUGUGCUUCUAGUUCCGACAAUGCAGUAAUAACGAGCAAGUAAUCUAACUAACAAUUCCAAAAAAAAAACUACUGUCAGUAUUCUAAGCGUUAUAGAGGAUGACCUCUGUUUGUGCACCCAGCAAGGUCUCGCUGGUUAGGAAAAGUGAGUUCUGAACAGUGUAAUUUUUAAUAGUUCCUUAAACCUUCCCCCAUUUGAACCUAUGUUCUAACUAAGGGUUAGAACCGGUUCAGGGAGCAGAACCGAAAAUAAAUUAUUUGAGGAAAAGAACCCCAAACUUGAAAACGUGAUCUAUAGUGGUCCGGAACAGUCCACAAACAUUGCAACGAAGCACCUAUGCAAAGCCCUCUCUGUCACUCAAACUUAUUCCAGCAUCUGCCUUCCAGGUGGAAAUUUUUGCCAGUGGGUGUGUGUGUUGGCUACUUGCCCCUCCCCUCUGAAGCAUAGGUUACUGUAGUCUACUGACGACGUUACACGCAUCAUUCAGAAAUUAGGGAGAGAUGUUUAUUUAAAGAAUUAAUUUACUUUUUCAAUGAUAGUUAAGGAUACUAUUGUUUUCACACCUCACAUUGGAUUUAUUAACUACAAAAAGGUAAGAUGUGUUUUUCAUUCUUGUUCUGCAGAAACAUUAGCUUGUUAGCUAAUGUUUGAUAUGGUCCAACAUUAAACCAACUCGGAAGUUCAAUGACAUUCAAAGUUUCUCCAUAGAAGCCGUUCCUCCGUAGGUAUAAUUCUGUUGGCCUAAUUCAGAUAAUGCAUGUCAUAACAAGAUGCCCAGGGCUUCAAGGCAAACUUCCUCCAUCCUCUCUCUCUCCUCACCCUCAAAUUUUCUGUUGCAUUUCACGCCAUGCACACAGUGUGUGUGUUUGUCUUUCAUUAUGAUUAAACCAUGCUGUUACGGCAAAACACUAUUUGCGCUUAACAACUUUCCUAUACAGAUUAAGUCGCUUACUCGCUCCACAGCAAGCUGCUCUAUCCGCACUGAUUGGUGAAGAAAUUAAAUGUUGAGCUAAAUGUAAACAAAAAUGUAUAUUUCAGAGGUUUAAAUAGGAAUAUGAAGGAGCUAUAUGUUGGAACCGGUUCAGCACUUUAUUUUGCUGGUCAGAACAGGGAAACGGGAUGAAAAAAAUAAUGGUUCUGUUCAAAAAUGAAACGAUUGUAAAAAUUAUUUAUAUUCCAACCCUUGGUUCUAACUCUGAUGGCUUGUAGAUUUGAAAAGAGGGAGGUUUAUGUUUGCAAAAUGUGCAUAUUGUACAAAACAUUUCUUAUACAAGAAAAUGUCAAACUAUUUCCCUCUGUACAAAAUUAUUCUGUAUAUCAUGCAUUUCGUGCAGAAUUGUCAGACGUUAAAGAUGGAGUCCUCAUUAGGACAAAAAGCUCCUUUAUUUAUUUUGUUGUUGUUGAUGAAAUGGAGGUGAGCACCGCGGCAAUCAUUUUUAUGCCAUACAUAUUCUGCUCUAUCGUAUGUGCAACAGUGUCAAAGGGGGGGUUCAUUGUUUGCUGUAUUUUUUUUUGUUGUAAUAUCCCAAACGGACAUGGCAAUUUCAUCAAGUAUUACAGCUUUAACGGUCUUAUGAAAUUCCAAUUGUUAAUUAAGACCAUUUACUUCCAAGUGGUGGCACUAUUAUCUAAAGAUUGCUGAAGUUGUCCAUGUCUGUAGAAUUGUAAAUGUCUAUGUUUUAAUAGAACUGUGAAGUGUAUGGUUGUCACAUUUUAGCUUCAUGAAUAUUAUCAUUUCAUUUGAAAAGUUAUGUACAUAGUUUACCAAGUUCUGUCCUUGAUAAAGAAUUACCUGGUUUAAGGCA